AUGGAUAUAAAUGGUCCUAACGGCAACGCACAUUUUCGUGCCAUGCAUCAUCAACACGAUGAAGUCCGUCUUAUAGACUACGCACGUUUAUGUGAACAUUUAUCACCACGAAAAAUAAUUCUCCUUCAAUUAUUUCGUACUGCAUUUCGUCGCCUUAAUCAACGAUAUACGCCUGCGAAAGAAGAAGAACCAGUUCGAACAUCACUACCAGAAUACACUUACACCGAAGAUGUUCUUCUUCCGUCUUUAUUACUAUUUCUUACACGAAGUUUUGAAUGGGAAUUACCGAAUCUAAUUCAACAUCUAGAAAAAAUCUAUUCAGAUAAUGAUAUUGUCAGCGAAUAUUCACAAAGCGUUGCAAAGUUUGCUCAAGCUACUCUUGUGGAUAUCAUUGAUCUAUUUCAAGAUCUGUCAAAAUUCAUUUCUAAACGUGGCGAAUCCAAUUUUACCAAUAAUGAAAAUCAACCCGGCCAUUCAAAUGAUAAAGUUCAUUAUAUCGUCAAAGGAUGGAGUCUUGUUGGACUUUUUCUUCGCCGACACAUUUGUUCAUUUGAAAUGUUAUCCACACCAAAACUAGAAGAUCUAGUCAAUAGCGUUAGUCAAUAUGUGAAUUCUUAUUUCCCAUCAACUUCAUUUAAAUGUCCAUAUCCACCGAAAGAGUUCGGUAUGAUCGUCGAAUCAGAAUCGACUGAAGAAACCAAGAAGACUCUAUCGAUCAAACAGCUGAGAAUUCAAACAAAACAAUAUUUAUCACCAGAAAUAACAAUACCUGUGUCCAUAAAACAAGCAGAGUAUAUGCUCACAAAACUGGCUUUGAGAUUAGAUGCAGGAAUAGCUGUUGAAGACUAUGAAUUAGAAGUGCUUCGCUCAAUCGAGAAAAUCUAUCCACAAUUGGCUGAAGUGCCAUUCGUUCAUUAUCUUCAAGCGCGUUCGAAGAACAACUAUUCCCAAGCGAAUUAUUAUUUACAUCAUUAUUUCGAUAAACAAAAUGGAUUCCAACUAACGUCCGAUAUUGGUGCAUUGCACAUGUCGACACUUUUAUCACAUUACAAUUUCAAGACUGAUGCAAAACAUGCGUUGAACGAUGGAAUGUCUAUGUCUUUAUUGAGAUCGGAAAAAGAUAUCAUGCCUUUAUGUGUGGAUCAAUUAAUUGCCUCGACAUUGAAUGCAUCGCAAAAAGUCGAUAAUCUUCUCUUACUUGACAAUCGCUAUCUGAAACAACUCGAUAAUUCAUCAAUUGGAUUCUUAACUACAGACGAUUGUGUUUCCGUGGAAAGUUGGCCAUCGGUGCAACUGAUGAGUCGAGGAAAUCUUCCUGCUGUCUUACAACGAAUUGAUAUCGAUUUCGAGCGAACAGAUGUCAAACCGCGCUUCAAUUGGAUCAAUCGUGCUGCUAUACAUUACUUGAACAAAACCGCUUUUUGGAAUCUCGCUCAAUACAAUGAUUUCGUUUUACUUUACUCUGCUAUGGUUCUCGACAACAGUGAACAUUUACACUUCCGGCAUACGGAUUAUUAUGCAUUAGCUUGUUCAUACCUCUCCAUGGCAAUACUAAAUCGAGGACAAUAUAAUCUCGCGAGUCAAAUGUUGAAUAAAAGCAUCGAUUUAGUCCAGUUGUCCACGAAUGCACAUAAUUUGAUUGAUAUGGCUCGAGCCGAUGUUCAGUUUGUCCUACAGUGUCGACGAAAUGAAUGGGAUCGAGCGUUGAUUACAGCGAAAACCUUCGCGAAUUAUUCGCAAGUUGAAUAUGAAAUACGCCGAACAUUAUGUUUACACAACUUAAACGAACUUGAUGAUGGUCAGCAUGAUCCGAUUCAAUUACAAAAAUUACUAAAUUGUGAGAAAGUCUCUGAUUUGAUAUCGCGAAUCAAACUUUUAUUACUACUAACAGAAAAUUGUGCAAAGAAAAACGAUCUGGUGCCGAGCCUUGGUUUGCUCGAAGAAUGCAAACAAUUGUGUAUUAAAUACAAUCUCCGACACUAUUUAAUUCUCUGUCGCCUUUACGAAGUUCAAUUGAACAAAUCGAUUUCUUUAACAUCCCAAGAGUCAAUUCGAAUACUAAAUUACUGUCUGACAGAACUUUUGAAAUACGGAGAUCAAUACAAUGUUGCUCGAUGCGCGUUACUACUCGGCCGGCUGUAUCUACUAGAAAUGGGCGAGGAUCGUACUCCAGCAACUUACAUGUCGGAAGUUGAACAUCUGCUUCUAUUAGCCAAAGAUAUCUUUACUUGUUUCCACGAAACUCUUUAUUUAAAAUUAACUUAUCUUUACUUAGUCUUUACUUAUCAUGAUUCGAGUCAAGUCGAAAAACGUAAGCAAAUGGCUAAAUUAUACAAACAAAUCGAAGUGAAAUUAGACACGAAACCUAUCGUUAUUUAA
Molecule: messenger RNA, 2379 nt
Organism: Adineta ricciae
Lineage: Eukaryota; Metazoa; Rotifera; Eurotatoria; Adinetida; Adinetidae
Source: the annotation of a GenBank genome assembly